GGUCUCUCGCGAUACCCCUGCAGACGAUGAGCCAUCCAACCCAGACAAAUGGUAGUGAGUCAGUGAUCCAUUCUGUGCACGAGAAGGGAGAGUCGUACGGCAGCAUUGAAGAGGAUGAUGUCGGCCUACUAGGGCGGCCGUCUGUCGAGGAGGGCCGUCCAGAUCUCCCUGACACAAGCACCGCGGAUACCACCGCCUUGUUGCACUCCGAACAUGUCUCUGCCGAGGUUUCUGCAGCCAAACCCCACCUCAGCACAUUCAAAAUCUUGUGCCUGAAUGCUUUUUGGUUUGGAUAUCAGUUAUAUUGGUUUCUGGUCUUCGUUGCCAUUGUGCCCUCACAGAUUAAAGCAAUUGCGGGCGACAAGCAUAAGGGCUCGGCACUUUCUAUUGUUUCACUCUUUUCGGGGCUCCUGAAUCUGUUUUUGGCCGUAUUUUUUGGGGCAUUGAAUGACAGGUUUCGUAGCCGAUAUGGGAAAAGACAUCCAUGGAUAAUCGUGGGAGCACUUGGAAUGUGCACGUCCCUUUUCCUCCUGUGGCCUACGAAUACGCUGUGGUUCUACGUCCUUGCCUAUGCGUGCUUAACCGCAUCUACAGUUAUCGCCUCGGUCCCAUUCAACGGACUAAUCGCAGAUGUGACACCCCCCGAACAAAAAGGUCGUGUAUCUGCCAUUAUGGGAGGAAUGAAUCUUGGAGGAUAUCUUGGAGGUGCUCUUGUAGGAAUAUUUGCAGAGACGUUAGGGCUUGUUCCCCUGUAUAUGAUCAUGACGACUAUCUUGGCUACGACAACCUUCGUAACGGUGCGACUUGGACCACGAGAACCAGAAAAGCACUAUGUACCCCAGGAGAUUCCGCCAAUCGAUUGGUGGCCUUUCUUGGCAGAGCUUGUUCGGCCACUAUGGUCUCACCGAGACUUCCGAUUGGUUUUUAUGAGCCGAUUCGUGUUCCAGCUAGGCAUAGCUACCAUUCAACAGUUUAUGCAAUACUGGAUAGAUGACUGCGUGAAACCUAGUCUUCCAGCCACUCGAGCUGUCUCCUUGGCACUCAUUCCCCUUCUCGCUAUAUCACCAAUUACCGCCCUCCUCAUCCCGUCCAGCAGCCGCAAGCUCACUGUCUAUAGUGCCGCAGUUCUCAUGUGUACUACUGCCCUCAUCCUCAUGACCGCCCACACAUUCCCUCUCGCCCUGCUGGCUUCGUCAAUUUUUGGCAUUGGAUAUGGGCCAUUCAUAUCCGUUGAAUUUGCGAUGCUUAUCGAUGUACUUCCAAAUGAGCAAGACGCAGCGAAAGACAUGAGUCUGUGGCAUUCGGCGCUCGUUCUACCACAAAUAGUGGCCACCCCUGUCGCGGGAUGGGUGCGGGAUUUAGGGCAGACUUGGGGGGAAUCAUUGGGCGUUGAAUGUUUUGGAUAUAAGCUCAUAUUUGGGGUCUGUAUAGUAUAUUUUGUAUUGGGCGUUUCUGUGACACGGGCCAUUAGAGGCAUUAAAUAGAUUCAAGAGGAAGCUAGGGUAGCGGGAAUGACUUUGUAUUUACUAUGUGCUAUUGUGAUUUUGAUUUUCUGGU
Spizellomyces punctatus DAOM BR117 is the source of this 1557-nucleotide messenger RNA. RefSeq lists its product as uncharacterized. The transcript has 3 exons. NCBI's taxonomy places the organism in Eukaryota, Fungi, Chytridiomycota, Chytridiomycetes, Spizellomycetales, Spizellomycetaceae. The coding region runs from base 27 to 1484 and encodes 485 amino acids. The record is from RefSeq and is a predicted model, not a curated record. Gene Ontology annotation, molecular function: transmembrane transporter activity.